Messenger RNA from Carya illinoinensis, 2345 nucleotides. Its product is annotated as AAA-ATPase At5g57480-like. The transcript has a single exon. The record is from RefSeq and is a predicted model, not a curated record. NCBI's taxonomy places the organism in Eukaryota, Viridiplantae, Streptophyta, Magnoliopsida, Fagales, Juglandaceae. The coding region runs from base 540 to 2099 and encodes 519 amino acids. Gene Ontology annotation, molecular function: ATP binding; ATP hydrolysis activity.
CAAGAAACUUAUUCAAACCCUUCAUUAUAGUGUACAGGAAAAACUCAAUAAAGGACCAACAAAAACCUCUGUACAUCACUUAACUCCAACCCCAAGCCAAUGGGACCCCCCCAUCUCUGAUCUCUUCCCAACUCAAAAAACUACUCCAGAGACCCUUUUUGUUUUUUUUCACUCUUCCUUCCUCUGCUGUCCUCUUUGUACUUGAUAUCACUCCAAUAUCGGCCAGCUAAUCCUCCAAAAGUCCUUGGGCCCUUUUUAAAGGUUUUAACCUUUGCGUUAUUCCCCUCUCCUCCUCUCUGUCCACGAAUUUCCCAGUUCCCGCAGGCCCUCAGAAGAAUUCCAAAACCCACUCACAUAGUUUCUCAACUUUUCUCUAUAAAUUGAGCAGAACCCAUUAUUUUCCUCAAACCUUAAAAGAAUCUCAGGCUUUCUCCUCAACAUACUACACUUACCCUGUUUACCUCAACUCUUAAGCAUAUUUUUGACAAAAACCUUUCUUCCUUAUACACCAACCCAAGACUAUACCGUAAAAGCUAAGAAUGAAAGAGUAUUGGACCCCUUUUGCCUCUCUUCUGGGCGUUUUGGCCUUCUGCCAAAGCCUAAUCCAAGUAGUCUUUCCACCUGAACUCCGCUUCGCCAUUGUCAAGCUCUCUAACCGGAUCUUCCACGGGUUCUCCUCCUACUGCUACUUCGACAUCACCGAGAUCGACGGCGUCAACACCAACGAGCUCUACAACGCCGUCCAGCUCUACCUCAGCUCCUCAGCCUCCAUCACCGGCAGCCGCCUCAGCCUCACCCGAGCCCUUAACUCCAGCGCCACCACCUUCGGCCUCUCCAACAAUGACUGCAUGGUCGACAUCUACAACGGCGUCACCGUCCUCUGGGAACACGUCGUCACGCAAAGGCAAGCUCAAACUUUCUCGUGGCGUCCUUUACCAGAAGAGAAACGAGGCUUCACUCUCCGAAUCAAGAAACGCGACAAAACGCUGAUUCUUGAUUCGUACUUGGAUUACAUAAUGGAAAAGGCAAACGACAUACGUAGAAAGAACCAGGACCGUCUUUUGUACACAAACUCGAAAGGUGGAUCCUUGGACUCAAGGGGACACCCGUGGGAGUCUGUUCCGUUUAAGCAUCCAAGCACAUUCGAAACCUUAGCCAUGGACCCGGUAAAGAAGCAGGAGAUCAUGGAGGAUCUCAUGGGCUUCGCCAACGGUCAAGGAUUCUACCAGAAGACUGGGCGGGCCUGGAAAAGAGGGUACUUGCUUUAUGGACCGCCGGGGACUGGGAAAUCAAGCAUGAUCGCAGCCAUGGCAAACUAUCUGGGUUACGAUAUUUACGACUUGGAGCUGACCGAGGUGCAUACCAACUCGGACCUGAGGAAGCUGCUGAUGAAGACGAGUUCCAAGUCCAUAAUUGUCAUCGAAGACAUCGAUUGUUCUCUAAAUUUAACGAACAGGAAGAAGGCUAAUAGUACUAGUUCGCCCGCUAGAAGCGCUUACUAUGAUAUGGGUGAAAUGCGAGGUGGGGGUGGCUCGGGUGAAGAUGGUGGGAACAAUACGAUGACGCUGUCGGGAUUGUUGAAUUUCACGGACGGAUUAUGGUCGUGCUGUGGGAGCGAGAGGAUUUUCGUGUUCACCACAAACCACAUCGAGAAGCUUGACCCGGCAUUGUUGAGGAGUGGGAGGAUGGAUAUGCACAUAUUUAUGAGCUACUGUUCAUUUCCAGCGUUGAAGAUACUGUUGAAGAAUUACUUGGGGCUGAAUGAGGUUGAUUUGGAGGUUGCGGUCUUGGAAGAAUUGGAAGGUGUCGUUGACCGGGCAGAGAUGACUCCGGCGGAUGUUAGCGAGGUCUUGAUCAAGAACCGGAGUAAUAAGGAGAAGGCGGUGAGGGAAUUGUUGGAGGCGUUAGAGGUGAGGGCAGAGACGAAUGCGAAGACAGGUGGGCCAAGGGAGAGGGACGCGGAGAAUGUGGAAGAGGACGAGGAGCAGGAGAAGAGGGCCUUGGAAACUCCCAAACAAGGGUGUGAUGAGUUUGAAGAGGAGAGUUGCAAGCAAAGAAAAGCAAAUGAUGAGAAAGAUGAUGAUAUGACAAAGAAAUGAAGCUUUCAUUUUUUUACUUUAUUUUUCCCCCUUUUUGUUUUCUUGUGGUGCGGAAAGUUAGGGGAUAAAUGGCAUACUGUUCCAUAUUAAGAGCUUGAAAUUUUUUUUUUUGGGUGUGGCAACCAGAGAAAGAAGGAAGAGUGGGGUGGAAAUGAAGGGAAAUCUUUUCUCCAGCUUAAAAAACAUGUCAUGUAUAUCCUUAUUGUCUUCUUUGAAUAAUGAAUAGAUAUGAUAUGUUAUGUUCCA